AUGAACAGAUCGAUGUCUGGUGUUUAUCUAUCUAUCUAUCUAUCUAUCUAUCUAUGUCAGUCUGUUCAUAUCUAUUUAUCUAUCUAUCUAUUAAUCUAUCUAUCUCGACUGUUCAAACGCUAUCUAUCUAUCUAUCUAUCUAUCUAUCUAUCUAUCUAUCUAUCUAUCUAUCUCAAUUUCUACUGUUCAUUAUCUAUUUAUCUGAGUCUGUCCAGAUCUAUCUAUCUAUCUAUCUAUCUAUCUAUCUAUCUAUCUAUCUAUCUAUCUAUCUAUCUAUCGCAAUUUCUACUGUUGAUUAUCUGUUUAUCUGAGUCUGUCCAGAUCUAUCUAUCUAUCUAUCUAUCUAUCUAUCUAUCUAUCUAUCUCACUCUUCUGCCAAUAUAUAUCCAUCUACCAAUCUAUUUCGUCUCAUUAAACACUAAACACAACAAGAGAAAAGAUAAAGUAAUUGUUGCUCGUCCGAGGGACCUGAAUAAGAGACGCCUCUCAAACUAUCUGCGCUUACAUUAUAUUCAAAUGAAAUAUGAUUGUCCCUUGCGCGCCGGACCGCCAGUACCUUUCUCUUGCCACUGUAGACCCCCUACCUCUAACGGCAUACUUGCUUUCGCUAAAGGUCAAAUCAAGUUUCCUAUCAUUAGGCAGAAGGCAGCAGUGCCAGUUUUGCCGGUACGGCCCCCACUCUCUCAGUCACCGCCCCCAAACCCGACCGUCAUUUGGCUAGGUCGGGCCCAGAUAUCCCCGUGUAAGCAGCGGUUGGUCAAUCUAAGGCGCGGUCUCUGUACAAGCGACCCGUUACACCCAACUGGAUCCAACGCUCUCCUCUUUCUCUCUUUCCAUAAUAUCCUGUGUUUAUUCGUCCCUUUUCCAUUCUUAUUUCCUCUAUCUCUUUUGGGAUAUUUUCCUUAUAUGAGAGACAAAUUCUUCUUUCUCUUCCUUGACUGA
Molecule: messenger RNA, 942 nt
Organism: Acanthosepion pharaonis
Lineage: Eukaryota; Metazoa; Mollusca; Cephalopoda; Sepiida; Sepiidae
Source: the annotation of a GenBank genome assembly